AAUAAAAAAGGAUUCUGGGAAACUUCCCUCUCUCCCCUUUCCCCUCCUCUGCUUCAUCUUCUCCAUAUGAAUCCCCAAAAAACCGAAGGGCAUCUCUUUCCUCACCACCAUGAUCUUGACCCACCGCCUCCCCAGAUCAUCCAUCCCCAACUUGACCCUCCCUUUUCACUCCCCGAAAUCCUCCUCUUCCGCUCCUCUUCCUCCGCCGACUCCCCCUCUGCUUCCGAUUCAGAUAACCAAGACGACGCUACUACACUCCCGCCUCCUUCCUCCGCCACCCUAUCAACUAAGAAUCAGCCCAUGGGCUGCAUUAAUCCCGAGCCUCACAUCUCCUCUCAGUUCUACACCUUCAACGCCGAAUCCCAUUCCCUCAUGAUCCGCUGCAUCACUGAACAGCGUUUAGCUACUCCAGCUGAGAUCCGGGCCGCCACGCCUCGCUCCGUCCUCAAAUCGUGGCGCGCCGUUUGGAAGGACCGCAACGAGGACACUGCUUACCUCACUGCUUGGAAGCGGAUCCAAGACAAGCUCAUCGCGCAUGUGGACCCUAGUUCCGGUAACGAAUUCCUUUGCUUCAAAAACAAUUCUAAUCAAUUCGUUUCCCAUGUGAGUCAAUGGCAAGAAAUCAUUAUGAAUUUCCACAGCGACACCGAUUUAAAACAUUUAGGGCUUAAAGAAACAAUUGAGAAAAUCAAGCAAGUGUGGACUGUAGGUGCUAAGUUCUAUGGAAUUCCCGAGAGUUACAUUAGGGUUUGUGUUGCGGCUUGCCAUGUAUGCAAUGCUUCCUCCGGGUCUUCUUCCAAGAGUAAACGGCGCCGUUUUGAGUACACGGAGUCUCUAGACGUGCCUGCAAAGGAGGUGCCUCAUAAGCUGCAGCAACUGGCUGUAAAGCACAAGGUUGUGCUCUGUAUCAGGCAGAAAUAUAUUAGGUAUAAACCUUUUAUGGCCGAGGUUAAGGAUUAUGCUUGUCAUAGAGCUGGGAAGCCUGCAGCUAAGAAGUCGAGGAUUUUGAAGAGGGAACCAUAUGCAUCCAAGAGAUGUGGUUGUGGAUUUAGAAUUAGGGCUAUAGUGCCAAUUUCCAAUUAUAAUGAGAAAGAUAAGACAUUUGUAUAUCAAGAAGAAGGGAUGGCAGUAUUUAAGUUGUAUGCAGUGCAUUCUGGGCAUGAACCAGGGCCUCUGGAUGGAAAUGCAAGGAUCAUGCACCGUGUUGUUGGGCAUAAGGGAGGAUUUUUGAUGGAUCAAGAUAUGGUUUAUGGGGAAAGUGAGUAUUUUGAUAGUGAGGGGUUUGGAUUGGCUGGAAAGGAAGGAGGAGAGUUGCGGCUAGCUGUUUUGCAGCAAGUGCAGGAGCUGAGAGCUGAAAUUGGGUUGUUGGAGGGGAGAAUUGAUAAUAUUCCUCAUCAGUUGUUGGGUUUGGUAUCUAGGGAGCUGUUUGAUGUUUUGAGUAAAGUUAGAAGUAUAGGAGAAGGAAGUCAAAAGUCAAUUGGAUUACUUUCCGACAAACCUCAUUCAGAUGACAUGUUGGUAGGGGAGAAUGAUUUAGCUCACUGGAGUGAUCCCCACCAUGAUCGGUUAUGCGGAGAUGGCAAGGAUGCAGAAUUGAUUGAAGAUGAUGAAGAUAGUUUUGGAAGGACACUUGGUGAUGUUGUUCCUUGGGACCAAAUGAGGGCAGAUUGUAGGAGUGAGAAAGAUCUGAUAAGUGAGCCCUGUAAGACAGAUAAGUGGUUGAAAUGUAGUGAUUUUGAUGAGAAGAGCAUUCUUGGUUGUGAGGAUGCUAAACUAACCAAGUCCAUGAGACAUGAUGAUGGUAUAGUGACAGAUGUAGGUCUUGUUGGCAUUCAGGUUGAUGGUUUCUACCAUGAAAAUCCUAAAUGGUAUGAUUCUCCAUGUGGUUUAGAUUCCAGUACAGAUUGUGGUGACAGUGGAUUUCAACAUGGGGAGAUUGUGUAGAACCCUCAAGAGCUAGGUUUAAUCCACUCUAACACGAUCAUGAAUAUAUAUUGUUCCCUUCUCCCCGCUGGAACUGGAUUGUAGAUUUAUGUAUACUGAAAAUUGGAGCUUAUAAUCACAUGCUUUAGGUGUCUUUGUUGUGUGUGAUUUCUGUAAAUUAUAGCCACUUGGGCUAAUUUGCAAAUACCUUAUUUAUAUUUGUUAACCAUGUUGACAUACAUGAUUUUUAGCCUGGUUCUCUUCAAUGGGCACUGGUGACUGUUUUUUUGCCCUUUUUUUUGGUUUCUUUAUGUUCAUAACUGUACUAUAUGUCCAA
This is a messenger RNA of Hibiscus syriacus, 2260 nucleotides long. RefSeq lists its product as uncharacterized. The transcript has a single exon. The coding region runs from base 67 to 1944 and encodes 625 amino acids. The record is from RefSeq and is a predicted model, not a curated record. Lineage: Eukaryota; Viridiplantae; Streptophyta; Magnoliopsida; Malvales; Malvaceae.